AGUGAGAUAAAUUACUUAAAUAAAAUUAACAAAUUUAGUCAAUGCUUAGAGCAUUUAUUUUGUAACGGUCAUCUCAGGAUCGAAGAUCAACAGCAUUUACCAAAAAUGUUUUAUGUAUUUGGAUUAAUUUGCUUAACUAUAUUCUCAUAUGCAAAUGCUUCAUUUCCGUAUUAUGGUACAAAAAUUGGUUCACUAAAGCGAUUACAUCACGGAGUUUCCGGUGAUGUGUAUGCAGUUGAUUCACGUACAAUCUUUGUGAAAAAAUUCAAUUAUGAUGGCGACGCACCAGCGGCCUAUUUUUACGUGGGCAGCAGUAAUAAACCCAGUAAUGAAGGCGGUUAUCGUCUACGUGACGAACGCGGUGGUACGGCAUCGUUAACUCGUCGUUAUCGCAAUAAAGAUAUUACUUUAACGCUACCUGAGGGUAAAACCUUAAAAGAUAUUAAAUGGUUUUCGGUGUGGUGCGAUGAGUUUGCCGUGAAUUUUGGUGACGUUUCAAUACCAAGCAAUUUAGAUUUUCCACGACCGCAAAAAAUUAAUGGUCUAAACGGCGUUCACGGUGUCAAAUCAGAUAAUAUAGUCAUCGUCGAUGCUCAAACAUUGCUGGUACCCAAUUUCAGUUAUGACGGCGAAGCACCAGAUGCGAAAUUUUGGGUAGGACAAGGUGAACGACCUACACCCAACGGUUUGCGUAUACCGGACGAGAAUGGCAAAGAGAAUCCUCUACGACGUUACGAUCGCAAAACAAUCGUUUUAACUUUACCCGAUGAUUUAACAAUAUUCGAUAUCGGUCAUUUCGGAGUAUGGUGCGAAGCAUUCACCGUUGAUUUUGGUCAUGUUUUAAUAUCCAAAAACUUGAAUGUUCCGCCUUCGUUGAAAAUGUUGGGUAUAAGUCCUCAGUCCAAACUAAAUUGUGAAGUUUUAUAUGAUGAUUUAGCUUUCGAAGUGCGUUGGGCAGUAGCCGGUGAAAGCAUUGUUGUGCAAUUAGUUGCCAAAUUAGAUAACAACGAAUACAUGUCGUUUGGUAUAUCACCCGAUAAGGAUCGAAGCGUUAUGAUUGGUUCUGAUGUCGUAGUAGCCUGGGUGGAUCAAGAAUCGGGUAAAGGUUACGCUCAAGACUAUUAUUUGGAAGAUAAAUCGCAAUGUUCGGGUAAAAGAGGCAGUUGCCCGGACAUCAAUAUCUUAGAAAAUUCAAAUUCUAUACGCUUGCUAAAUGCUGCCAUGGUUAACGGUUAUUCAAUUGUCACUUAUCAAAGAUCAUUAAAUGCCACCGAUAAAUUGGAUUUACCAAUUUCGAUAACUAGGCCUGAAGCUGUUGUUUGGGCUAUAGGACCUUUGAACGAACGCAAGGAGACGUCCUUUCAUACACAUUACACGAAACGAACUCAUUACGUUGAUUUUGGAAGGCAACCGACUUGGAAUUGUCCAAUGCCGGAAGGUUCAAAAUCUACAGAUCACGAAGUUGAUGAGAGCAUAGAAAAGGAUGACGAUUCCCAAGAUCAAGUUUACCAAGCGGGUACUAAGCCGCCGACAGAAGACCCCAAGCCAGAAGAAGAGUACUAUGAGGGUCACGCCGAAGCUUUACAGGGCAAUAAACGUCGUCAAGAUUAUGAUAGUAAUCAGAAAUUGUCACAACAACGCCCAGUCCCAACACCAAAACCAGUAGCAAACGAAAUUGGUGCCUGGGAUAUACCAGCAAUACAGUGUUUCGAGCCGGAAGAUGGUGUAUUCUAUGCUCAAAUGGGUCCUACCGGCGGUAAACAUGGUUAUUCUGCUAUUACAGGUCAUGUUGGAUGGGGUAUAUCGUGGUACAUUAAUGGUCUGUUAAUACCGGAAAUUCAUGUAGUUCGUGGCAAAACGUAUACGUUCGUUGUAGAAGGCGGUAAUAAUCCUGAUAUACCCGCCAAAUAUCAUCCAUUUUAUAUAACCGAUGAUCCAGUCGGUGGCUAUGAGCAUAAACGUGAAGAAGAGAAAAAGGAUAUACGCAUCUUUGCCGGUGUUCAUCGUUCUCGCUCUGGCCAGAUUACGCCCACCGGUGUAGGCCGCCUUUGUAAUUGGACGCCGGAUGUCGACGGUCCUCCAGCCGACGAUUAUCAAUCGUUUGGCGCUUAUCAGCGCACUCUGACACUAAAAUGCGAUCCGGGUGAACCGGGAGUCAUUACUUGGAAGCCAGAUCGUAAUACCCCUGACACAGUUUACUAUCAUUGUUUUACACAUCGCUAUCUGGGUUGGAAGAUACAUGUGCACGAUUCGUGUGAUGAUUCUCGAUACACAGGCUCUGAAAACCACGCCGUUCGUGUACCAAUUCCUGAGGAUAAUUCAGCCGAACCAUCGAUACGUCAUGAAACCAAGGUCAGCCCCAACGAUAAUUUUUUAUUGAAGCACCAAACAGAUUUGAUUAAGAAUCAUAAUAUGAAUGGAACACCGCCAAAAUUGUCUUUUGAAAUAACCAAAUCAUCGGAAAUUACUAAACUGAUUUCAGAUGGAAUCCGCGCUGCCGAGGCCCUCGAGGAAAGCAUACUAAGGCAAAAUCAAUUAGUGGUCAACCAACAUUCAGGUGCCGACUUCCAUCAUGCGCUCAAGUCGCCCUCUUCCGUUAGUGGAACUAGUGCCUCCAUGCCCUCCUCCUCCAUCUCCUCUGCGUCAUCGUCUAUUUCAAAUGCACAAGCGCCGCCACAACUUAACAGCAUAUCAACACCAGGUCCGGAAUUAUUACAUGGCGAGACUAAAUUGAACAAAUUUACCAACACAUUCAAUUCUGCACAAAAUACACCACAUUCACCAUCACAUACAUUAAACAAAGCACCACCACCAUCACCACCGUUAGGGACGUAUCUCAAUUCAAAUUUAAAUUACCCACAUAAUAUACAAUCACAUCAUCACCAUCAUCACCACCAUAUUGCCAAUAAUCUAACCGCUAAUCUUCCCCUACCAAAUUCACAGAAAACUAUAAGUUUGUCGGAAUUUUUAAGGCCUCCGUUUAGCGCUCCACUCUUUCAUCCAGUUAAGUUGCCAGGACGCCGUCCAUUCCCCGGCCCGGUGAAAAAAGUACCAGCCUCUAAACCGAUUCUGCCGCAACAAUUGCCAAGACAUCCAACGUCAGCUUCGAUAUUACCUGCCGGACCCAUGCCUCAACCUUCAGUCAUAGUUAAUCAUUAUCGUAAGCCGGUUCCAAGCAUAUUAAGGCCAUUCAUAAAAGAUAAGCCUUUCCCCAUACAGCCUUUGGCGGCCUCAGUCUUACUUCUAGGGCAACCCACCGAAUUAUCAAAUCAACGGAAAACUGAUCCACAUCUACACCUCAAACCGAAGCCUAUAAUACCAGUGCCUUAUGCUGAUUUAAUUCCUCAGAGUAGUCUAACAAAAUCCGUAUUCAAUGGAAACUCAGUCGAAAAACUGAAAAAACCAAUUUAUCCUGUUAAGUUAUCCCACCCAUUAAUAAAUGAAAAAAUUAAGCCUCCAAACGUAGCAGCUUUAACCUCUACUACCACAGAAACACCAGGACCUAUAAUGCCCAUUGGCGUAUUUAAAAAACCAUUCGAUAUUCAUGAAGUAAAAAAUGAACCCAGUUUAGCAGAAAUAGCUACAAUGAAACCAGCCGUUAACGAAGGCUUUAAACCGGACACUGUAGUUGUAGAAAGCGGCUUCAGACCAAUCUUAAGAGACGACGGUCCUCUGCCUCCACCAGAAGUCAUCGAACAGAUAGCCAGUAGACGUGAAGAUCCGGGCUCGGAAAUCGAUGAAGCCAUGGAAACCGAUACAUUGUUCCUAACUGCACAAAAAGAAUCUCAAACUCAGAAUUUUGAGCCAAUGUUUAUACCUUCUCCUCCCGACAGCACCAAUACUACAAUAAUUAUACGAAAAGCCUCAGGUGCUGUUAUAAACUCACCACAAUCACAAUCACAAUCGCAACAUCCACAAUACCAAAUGAUUAGCUCUAUACUAAAAUCUACCAAGCCAGAGGCGACCACAUUACGAAACGCCACGUUAGAGGACAUACUCAAUGAAUCUGAAGAAAACGACGAAGUAAAUGAGAAUUCAAAAUUCGAUUCAACACGAGAUGAAAUCAAAUCCAUUUUACAGAAAACAGAAAGUAAAACCGAUAGAGAAAAUUCUAUAUUAAUAGAAGAUUACAAUAGCAAUGAGGAUUUGCAGCCUUUAGCCUUGGAAUCGAAGGAUGAGAUAUAUGAAAAAGUAAAAAUCACUACAAUUAAAACACCUAGCACGACUGCAGCCCAACAAACGUCGCCUGAAAAGCCUUUACUAUUAUUGGAAAAAUUAAAAAAUUAUUAUGGCGACGAUUUUGAUAAUACUAAACCCGAAAAUGAUAAAACGGAAAUAGAUGAAGAACUUUAUGAAGAUCAACGUGACAGUGAUGAUCUUUACGAAAUGGAAGUGAAUGAUGAUGAUGAAGACACAGAAACUCAAGCUUCCGAGCGAGCUGAUGCUUAUUAUUUACCACCUGAUAAUCGUAAGCCACCGUCAUCUAAAAAUCCAAGUGGUACAGUAGUCACUUUUGAUGGCAAAUCAUUAAUUGAUAGUUCUUUAGUUUUACCACCUAAAUUGGAAGCUAACGAUUUAUCUCAUCCACGAUUGCAUUCAUACUCAAGUCUCUCCAAAGUGGAGCAAUUAAUUAGGAGUACACCACAAUUUGGGCCAUUUCGAGGUGAAAUCCCACCACUAGAACCUGAUUCCGUACCAGUAGUUUUCAGUUCAUCUUCAACGGCAUCGGCGACGUCAUCAUCGCAUCGCCCUAAAUCUACGAAGUUACAACCUUUACAUAAUGGCAGCACGUAGAGCUUUGAACAUGUAUUCAUGCAUAUAGUUACAUGGCGGCAUAAGCUGUAUUUUAGAUUUUUUUUUUUUUUUUUUUUUGUUUUUUUAAUUCGAAUUAUUUCAGGCACUUGAGUGCGCGUUACUUUGAAUUUUUAACUGUUGACUAUACUUGCUCUAAUAAUGGGAUUUAUUUUGCCAUCUCGUAGAAGCUUUUCUGCUAUAACUUUACAUCUAUUAGUUAACAAAUCGUAAUGCAUUCUUAAUGCAUAUA
This is a messenger RNA of Glossina fuscipes, 5044 nucleotides long. It is a transcript of the gene Skeletor, whose product is annotated as protein Skeletor, isoforms B/C. The coding region runs from base 106 to 4794 and encodes 1562 amino acids. The transcript has 10 exons. NCBI's taxonomy places the organism in Eukaryota, Metazoa, Arthropoda, Insecta, Diptera, Glossinidae. The record is from RefSeq and is a predicted model, not a curated record.